CGCAAGCGUCAUUCCUCCGCUAGUCUCCAUUUUGUUCAGUUGUCCGGUCUUUGCAGAUUCGCUGUCUACACUUUACAGUCAGAAUUUAGUGAAAUUACACCGAAAAACCCGGUAAAAUCCGUUUAGAGGUGAAAAAUAAACCGAACAGACAUCAUGACUGCCAACAGCGAGUGCGUUAAAUCAGCAAUUUUCGAGAAAUGUUCGGUCGUUCUGGUUGAUGUUUUGGGCACUACCACGUCUAUUGAUUUCGCUAAGGAGACCCUUUUUCCAUUUGCAACAAAGAACGCAACAGAAACUUUAAAAGCCCAAUGGGAAUCAGAUGAUUUAAAGGAAGCCCUCAAGACAAUCAAAAAGGACGAUACAGAACUGGAUGUUGAAGCAGCUGCAAAACUGGUCUCGGAACUAACUGAAGCUGGAAGUGAAGCUCCUGGACUAAAAACCAUACAGGGAAUGAUCUAUCAAAAAGGAUAUGAAAGUGGGGACUUGAAAUCACAUGUAUUUGAUGAUGUGCCAACUGCUUUUGAAUUAUGGGCCAAAUCAAAAAAAGUCUGUGUAUACUCAACAGGCAGUAAAGAUUCUCAGAAGCAACUGUUCUCCCACUCUAUCAAAGGAGACCUGACCGCUCAUAUCACGGAAUAUUUCGACCAAUCAGUGGGCCCAAAAACCGAAGCUGACAGCUACCAAAAAAUUGUCGCUGAAUUAAGUGUGAAACCUGACGAGGUUCUUUUUAUAAGCGAUCAAGUGGCUGAAGUAAAAGCUGCCCUCGAAGCGGGAUUAUCCUCGAUAGUGGUCACCAGGGAGGGAAAUGCUAAGCUAGAAGAAGCGGACGUUAAAGAUUUAACGGUAGUGUCGUCAUUUGCGGAAGUGAACUUUGAGAAUACACAAAAGAGGAAGAUCGACGACGAGGAGCCACAGGUGGCCACAGAGGAACCCCCAAGCAAAAUGGCCAAAACUGAGUCUGAACCUGAAGCAGAAAAAGAAACUGUUGAGAAAAAAGAGACUGUUGAAGCCGAAGAAGCCAUGGAGGUCGACAAUGCGAAAACAGAAAUCAAGACUGUCGAAGAACCGAAGACUGAAGUAGCUGAAGAGAAAAAACCAGAAGAAGCGAAACAAACUGAAGAUGAAAUGGAGGUUGACACCAAAACUGAAGAAAAAAAAGACGAAAACAAAGUAGAUAGCACCAGUAACGAAUGUAAAGAGGAACCAUCGCCGAAGGAAGAGAAAACCGAAAAGACUGACGAAGCAGUAACAGAAAAAGAAGAAACCUCCGAAGCCAAACCCACAGAAGAAGUGCCAAAGACUGAAAAAAAAGAAGAAGAAAAAAAAGUCGAACCCGAAGUUGCCAAAGUGGAAUCUUCAGAAGUGACGACUUCCAGUGAUAAAGUCGAGGCUGUAAGCGAAACUGUUGCAGAACCAGAAGCGAAAGUAGAAGAGCCCAAAAAAGAAGAAGAAAAAGAAGUGAAAGGAGAGGAGCCAACGAAAGUGGAAGAAGUGAAAGCUGAAGAGUCAACAAAAGUGGAUGAAGCCAAAGCAGAAAAGAUGGAGGAACCGAAGGUGGAAGAAACGCCUGCCAAAAAGCCCGAUUUGACCGAAAAGAAACCGGAAGAGGAGGAGAAAGAGAACAAAAAGGACUUGGCCAACGGGUUGGAGAAUGGAGAGGAGGCAGCCGCGGCAGUGUGUGUAUUGAACGGGGAAGCAUCGACGGACAAAGUAAACGGCGAUUCAAGCGACACCGCCGAAGAAAAACAGACCAACGGCACCAUCGAACCCGAAGAAAAACCGAAAUCUGUCGAUCCUGCGACAGAAACCGUCGAGGAGGCGAAAGCGAAAAAAGUGGAGCCGGAAACCGCCCCCGGAGUCGCCGUGGAGGCAUAAGAGAACUUCUUUUCCGCAUAAUUGUUAUCAUUUCGUUCAUUAGUUAAAUACUUCGUUCAUUUUCCGGCUAUCGGGGACGGGGACUAAACACAUUCCGACUGAAACAUGCUGACACUUAUUCGAAGCAAAUGAGACUAAAAAAUUACCAGUUUUCUAUUACUAGUCAUAAAUUAUAUAAUCGUGAAAAUGAUGCUUAGUCCUCGAUGGUCGCUAAUUAUUUAUGCUCUCCCUGUAUAUAUACGUUUGUUCCUAUGGUACACUUACACAGAUGAAACAAAAAAAGAAAAUUCUCUCGUUUUUUAAUAUUUGAUAAGACUGGAAUCGUGUUUGUUUUUUGAUACUACCCGUUUUUUAGGUGAUAAAUUUAAGUAUUUGUCGUAUUUUUUUAUUAUUUACUAUUCCAAACUAAUGUUAGAAUUAAGAUUAUGUAACCACACAGUUUUUACGUUAGGCUAAAACAUUCCUAAAAUACUCGUUCGUAUAAAUUAUUUCUCGAAAUUCGUUCUUACGGUAUUAAUUAUUUGUGAUAAAAGUUGGAUUAAGUUCGUGUUUUUUUUUAUCCUAUUAUGUUUUUUUUAUACUUAACUUGAAACGGUCGCUAUUUUGAAAAUUGUAUACGUUUUAGCGCCAAAAUAAACCAUUUUGUAGUGUA
Molecule: messenger RNA, 2527 nt
Organism: Anthonomus grandis grandis
Lineage: Eukaryota; Metazoa; Arthropoda; Insecta; Coleoptera; Curculionidae
Product: enolase-phosphatase E1-like
Exons: 7
Coding region: 154-1875 (573 amino acids)
Molecular function (GO): magnesium ion binding; acireductone synthase activity
Source: RefSeq, a predicted model, not a curated record